Molecule: messenger RNA, 3483 nt
Organism: Scomber scombrus (Atlantic mackerel)
Lineage: Eukaryota; Metazoa; Chordata; Actinopteri; Scombriformes; Scombridae
Gene: rimbp2b
Product: RIMS binding protein 2b
Exons: 19
Coding region: 1-3483 (1160 amino acids)
Biological process (GO): neuromuscular synaptic transmission
Molecular function (GO): protein binding
Source: RefSeq, a predicted model, not a curated record
AUGCGAGAGGCUGCGGAGCGGAGGCAGCAGCUAGAGUUGGAGCAUGAGCAGGCCUUGGCUGUACUCAAUGCAAAGCAGCAGGAGAUUGACCUUCUUCAGAAGGCUCAGGUUGAGGCUAAAAAGGAACAUGAAGGCGCUGUCCAUCUGUUAGAGGCCAAAGUGCGCGAGCUGGAGGAGAAAUGUCGGACUCAGAGUGAGCAGUUCAACCUCCUGUCAAAAGAGCUGGAGAAGUUCCGGCUCCAGGCUGGGAAGUUUGAUAUCCUCAGCACUGAACCCAUAACUUUAUGUGAAUCUCCCGGGUCGCCCAACAAAUCCCUAUCCCAGCUCCUCAAUGGACUGGCUGCCCCCAUAGGAAAAGGCAAUGAGGCUCCAACCAGCAGAUCUUUGAUAUCCGAGUUCAUUCGACCACUCCAGAUCAGCUCAGACAAGCCCGAGCUCCUCUCUGUCAAGCCAACAUUCCUCACUCGCACUCGAGCCAGCAGCCCAGCACGGGCUUUCCUCUCUGAGAUGGACAAAGAGCUCCGCUCAACCACCAGAUCUAAACCGAGGUUCACAGGAAAGGUUCGUCUGUGCAUUGCUCGGUACAGUUACAAUCCUUAUGAUGGGCCCAAUGAGCAUCCUGAGGCAGAGCUCCCCCUUGUGGCAGGGAAAUACCUUUACGUUUACGGGACAAUGGAUGAGGAUGGCUUUUAUGAAGGAGAGCUGCUGGAUGGACAGCGGGGGCUUGUCCCCUCUAAUUUUGUGGAUUUUGUCCAAGAUGAGGAGACACCCUCCGUCCAACACAGGGACACAGUGGCUAAAGAACCUGGCUACCUCAACCACAGUAGCCUGGGGACUCAGAGACUGGGGGUCAGCACAGGAAUUGGGACAGGCAUAAGCAGCCUGCUGUCUGACAGUAAACUAGACUGUCUAAGCACCAGCAGCUUGGGCAUGGACCUCCUAGGCUCUUCCAGCAACGGGACAGGAACUUUGGAUGUCAGCAUUGACGAGAUCGGUGAAGACAUUGUGCCUUAUCCCCGCCGCAUCAACCUGAUUAAACAACUGGCCAAGAGUGUGAUUAUUGGCUGGGAUCCUCCUGUGGUCCCACCGGGCUGGGGCUCCAUCAGUGGCUACAAUGUCUUGGUGGAUAAGGAGGUGCGCAUGAGUGUCCCCUACGGGGGCAGGACAAAGUCUCUUAUUGAGAAGCUCAAUUUAGCCACAAACACCUACCGGAUCUCGGUGCAGAGCAUCACAGACCGGGGCCCGUCAGACGAGCUCCGGUGCACUCUGCUCGUGGGAAAGGAUGUGGUGGUGGCACCUUACUACCUGCGUGUGGACAGCAUCACGCAGGCCUCUGCUGAGCUCUCUUGGAUGCCCAGCAACAGCAACUACAGUCACACCAUCUUCCUCAACGGUGCGGAGUACGACAUGGUCAAGGCUGGGGGGUACAAGUACAAGUUCUUAAACCUGAAGCCCGUGACGGUUCACAAGGUGAAGGUUGCGGCGCAGCCGCAUCAGGUGCCUUGGCAGCUUCCAAUGGAUCAGAGGGACAAAAGGGAAAUCUCUGUGGAGUUCUGCACUCAGCCUACAGGGCCCCCUCUCCCUCCCCAGGAGGUGCAGGUCCAGUGUGGUCAGACGCCUGGGGUCCUGCAGGUCAGAUGGAAGCCGCCGCCUCUGACGCCUGCAGGGACCUCCAACGGGGCCAGUGUGAUUGGCUAUGCCGUUUGCACAAAGGGACAAAAGAUAGCAGAGGUCUUGUACCCCACAGCAGAAUAUGUGACGGUGGAGUUAAACAGGAUUCAGUGUCUGGAGGCCAGGGAAGUCAUUGUAAGGACGUUAUCAACACAAGGAGAGUCCCAGGACUCGCCUGUGGCCGUCAUCCCGCACAAUCUCCUGGGCUCUCCACGCCUCUCCCACCGAACCACAGCGCCUCCCCACCCUAUGCCCCACCCAGCACCCAAGUCCAAACCGCUCGUAAGUGCCAGAGAGCCAGAAACCAAAGAGCAUGAGGUGGGCCUGCGGCCAGGCAAGCCCUGGGAGCGCUCCCCCUCUCCGCUGCCUCCCAUGCGCGGAUCCAACUUAGAGCCGCCGCACUUCCAGCCACGGCGAUCACCCUCUCCUCAGAGGAUCCUGCCGCAGCCUCAGGGAGUCCCCAUCCCCAACACCAUCGCCAAGGCCAUGGCCAGAGAAGCUGCCCAGAGAGUGUUCGCCGAAGGCAACAGGGUUGAGAACAGGAACAUUUUCAGUGAGCGGGGUAGCACCCUGCAUCCACUCAACUCUGAUGAGGAGGAAGAUGGCUACGACUCCCCUCAUGCCAGAAGGAGAGGAGCCUCGGUGGAUGAAUUCCUCAGGGGCUCAGAACUGGGCAGACAGCACCAUCACCACCACUACAGCCACAGUGAGGAGUAUCACACGGAGAGCAGCCGGGGUUCAGACUUGUCCGACAUCAUGGAGGAGGACGAGGAAGAUCUCUACUCGGAGAUGCAACUGGAGGAGGGGCGCAGGCGCAGCAUCAACUCUCACAACACCCUAAAGAUCAUUGGGAACUCGCCAUCACAUGGAAGUGCCGAUCGUCUGGACCACUCGGGGAGGAGGCCGGUUCACAUCGGCACCCCCCCUCAGCGACGGCCCAUCCCAUCCAUUGACGGCUAUGGCGGACGCAGGCACGGGCGGGGACGGCGCUCCCCGGAGUACUACGAGGAAUCGGAGCUGGAGGAGAUGACCCGUGUGUUUGUGGCUCUGUUUGACUAUGACCCCCUGUCCAUGUCUCCAAACCCCGAUGCUGCUGAUGAGGAGCUGCCUUUCAAGGAGGGCCAGAUCAUCAAGGUGUUUGGGCAUAAAGACACGGAUGGCUUCUACAGGGCAGAAAUCCGAGACCGAGCUGGCCUGAUCCCUUGUAACAUGGUCUCUGAGAUCCAAACAGAGGAUGACGAGAUGAUGGGCCAGCUCCUCAAACAGGGCUUCCUGCCACUCAACACUCCUGUGGAGAAGUUAGAGAGGAACAGGCGGAGCGGUCGUCAACAUCCGAUGUCAACGAGGAGGAUGGUGGCCUUGUAUGACUACGACCCCCGAGAGAGCUCCCCUAAUGUUGAUGUAGAGGCUGAACUGACUUUCUGUGCCGGUGACGUCAUCUCUGUCUUUGGCGAAAUAGAUGAAGAUGGCUUUUACUAUGGCGAGCUCAAUGGACACAAAGGACUUGUUCCUUCCAAUUUUCUAGAAGAAGUGCCUGAUGAUGUAGAGGUUUUUCUCACUGACUCAACAUCUCGAUACCCCCAGGACACUCCAGCACGGAUAAAGACCAAAAGGGUUCCAUUGGAAAAAUCGGGUCCGCCCAGAAGAGCAGCCUCUCCCACAGUGCGUCCGCACAUCCCUGGCUCCGGCCCUGCCACCGUGGGGCCCGGCAGUCCCAUCAGGGCCCCACUGGACAUGUACUCCUCCAAAAAGAAAAAGGGACUGCUCUCCAAAGGGAAGAAACUUUUGCAAAGACUUGGCGCUGUAAAAUAA